Messenger RNA from Mycena citricolor, 1009 nucleotides. The record is from the annotation of a GenBank genome assembly. NCBI's taxonomy places the organism in Eukaryota, Fungi, Basidiomycota, Agaricomycetes, Agaricales, Mycenaceae.
UUUCAUUCCAGUUUGUGUGUGUUCAGGCCACGUCUAUGAUAGGUCAAGAGUGGCUAAUUUUAAAAAAGCUACAACUUUAGGGUCUUUUCGGCUGCCAGGCGCAGGCGCAGGAAGUUCCCCGCCACUUUCUUUGUCAUUAUCAAUCACAUGAUCCACCGCAGUGUGCGAAGCUUUUCAUUGCACAUCAUUUUUGCAUGAUGUGAGUGAUAGAAAUUACAAUCUCAUCCCAACUUGCAAUCUAGAAAAAUCUGAUUGUUUUACGUUUUCCUCUGCUAGGUGGUCCAUCGAGUGAAUAUGCUAACCGGAAUCUAGAGCGGAUACCAAUGACAGGUGGCUGCUAUGCGGAACGAAUUGAAACGACCGGUCAUCCACUCACUGAGACGUGGGCGUUGGAAACAUGAGAUGUCACGGUCCCACGGCAAUCGAUGCCAAGAUAGCAUACGGAGGCAGAUGAAAAGAUGUAAACAUUAAGCCGUCGCGGUCUCCGCAACGAUCGAGGAGAACGAGGAUAGAAAGCUGUGCGCUCGGUAAGCGAGAAGAUUUCGGGAUGGAAGGGCGGCAGUCCCCGUCUCCAGUGGGUCUGGGGUUAAUCGUGUAUCGUCGCACCAGGGGGAUGAGUCGGAAGUACCUCCGGCGGCACACCGACACCGGCCGCGGACAAGCCAGCAUCCUACGUCCUCGAGCAAGUAUUUCUACACCGGCCUGCGCCUCGCUCUGCGCGGGCCGGCGCGCCGGGCGUGCACCCAGGACCGUGAGGUCGAUUCCCGUGGCGGUCGAUGCCGGCCACACGCCCGCAGCAGCGAGGCUGAGCGGUGAAUUCCAUGCGCGUGCGGGUAGACACCCGCCAGCGGUAUCGAUUCCUGUCUGACGGCGUUCGUCAGACCGAGGUCGUGCCCGGGACGGAAAGGACGGGAACGCCGACGGGCGCUUGGAGGUUUGGUUUCUACGAGCGUGAGCUGUCCCCGGGCCAGCGUCCGAGUCGGGCGAGUGGACCCGUAGUCCCACAUGA